GUCUCCUCAGUGCAGAAAGAUAAAAAUUUUACAGCACGACGGAAAAUUAGCUUUUCUUGACUGUUUGCUGAUAUUUUGCGAUUUUAAAGGCAUUAAUCGGUAGAGCAGUUUUUCCAGUACACGUAGCUGAUAAAUUUCAAGCUACAGACGGUGUUUGGAACGAUUUAAACAUAAGUUAAAUUUUUAUCGAUACCGGAGUGAUAAUCGAAAUCCAAAAUGGCUGAUACCGAUGCGAACGGAUACAAUGAUGAGGCUAGUGAUUUUAAGCGGAACAACAAUAAAUCCAACCAGGAGCACGAAGAGGAUGACCAGGAAACGCAACAACAAUCGCAGAAGGCCCAGGAAUACAUCAAGGGUAUGAUGGCCGAAAGGAUGGAAAUGGAACGGAAGUAUCCGAUUGCGGACCGGUUGCUGGAAGUUGAAAUCGAAAGCGUGCAAAAGUCUGGCAAACCGCCAGCACGCCGGUACAUCGAUAUCUACCGAGAGAAACACAUCAAAGUGACAGUCAAGGUUCUGGUUCCGGUGAAGGAACAUCCACGAUUCAAUUUCGUCGGAAAAUUGCUCGGUCCCAAGGGAAACACCCUGAAGCGGCUACAGGAAGAUACCAUGUGCCGGAUGGCCAUCCUCGGGCGUGGUUCCAUGAAAGACCGCAAACGAGAGGAAGAACUCCGCAACGGAAUGGACACCAAAUAUGCUCACUUGUGUGACGAUUUGCAUGUCGAUGUGAGCGCCAAUGGUCCUCCGGCUGAGGUUCACGCCCGCAUUGCCUAUGCGCUGGCCGAGCUGCGUAAAUAUCUGAUUCCGGAUAGUAACGAUUUCAUCCGACAAGAGCAGCUCCGGGAGAUGAUGGAAGAUAUGGACUCUGAUAUUCAUAUCAAGAAACCGCCCUUCAAGAAGCAGGUUCCGAUGGUAGAAACAAUGCCAGUCGCUGCGGCACCACCUCCGCCUACGAUGGCUCCUGUUCGGGCCGUGCCGCCCCAGAAGAAGGUGCUGUCCAUUCUGGACAAAGCUCGAGCUGCUAUGGAGGAAACCUACGGAGCGAGACCCGUAGCACGCUAUGAAGAGCCAACCUAUGAGCACGCCUACGAACCGCCCGGCUAUUCGUAUCAUCAAUCGCCUCACGCGCCUCCUCCACCAAGACCAAAAUACGCCCCGGCCCCGGAAGCAGCAGAGUACGAGCCCGAAUACCGACAAGAGUAUUAUCAUCGCCCGGAACCGGCAAGACCCUACCCAGGCCAUCCAAAGCCAGCUCCGGUUGUUGCCACCAGACCCUGGAAGCCGCUCUACGCCGGACCACCACGCGCCCAACCGGAGGAGAUUCCCGGCAAGCGGGAAAUGAUGCCACGCUAUCGCCAUGCGCCGUAUUCUCGUCCGACCAAAUGAAGAGCUGUUCUAGAUCUCUAAGUUAACUCCUUUUUUUUUUUGAUAAAGAUAAAACACUCAACCGAACAUGGUACGGAACGACCGUACAAGUUGAGAAGCAUUUUAAGACAUUGGUUUCAGGAACCAAACUUUACACAAGGUGUCGUAUAAUCUCUUUAGGAUUUUUUUUAAAUAUUCAAAAACAAAACAUUUACAUUCAUCAAACUCAACGAGGCAACAGCGGUCGAGCAACGCGAGAGUGCCCAACGAAGCAAUAGGGUUUUAACGCAGAAGGAAAUCAAUGGAAGGAGAACCGCAACAUCAACAACAAGAACAACAACACUGUCGACGAACGAGAAGAAGAGAUAAAUCAUAACUAAACAAGCAAAACAAUUAACAUCAAAAAUCUGUUGCAGACACAAAUGAGAAAAAAUUCAAAGUCAAAUAAUAAUGAAAUAAAUCUAUAUAUAACCUUAAAUAAAGAAAAAAAAAACAAAUGUAACUUGAUUAAAAUAAAAAAAAACAUUGAAAUUCAUUCAACAUACAAAUUAAAUAAAGCUUGAAAAAUAUUAUCAACAAUAAAAUUUCACAUGUCUUCAAGCUGAAAGAAGUGAAAAAGAAAAACAACAAAAUAAUUCACAAAUAAAUACUGUCCAAAUUUAGCAGUUAAAAAAAUCACGCAAACAAUCGUAUAACUACACAAACAUAUGAGGAAGUUCCCUAUUUAAGCUUUGGAAAAAAAAAAAUCAAUUUUAACGAACAAAAUAUGUCCCACUCACACUAGCAUUGUCAAAUUUGAAAUCUUAAUUUAAUGAUUUGAAACAUGUACUACACUAUUUGCUAAUGCUAGAAGUUGACAAAAGGUUCGUAAACAUUUUUAAAAAGAAAAAUACAGAAAAUUCACACAUUGUAAAGAAAAGUAAAAUGUCAAACCUGUUCAGCUACUAUAAAGUAUCUAUGUAUCCACUUUAAAGUAUCAAAACAAAACAAAAAUAUGAAAAACCAUAAGCUAUAAAGCAUUGUAUUGAACUGUGAAACAGUACCUAAUAAUAUUCAACAAUAAAAUGUUGAUGGAAGACAUAAUAAACAAAUACCUGAGACGGAAAACUUUUUUCGAUGAUGAUAACAACACUCAACAUAAACAAAUUAAAAGCAACCAAACGAAAUAGGAAAUGGUAAACAUCUAGUGAAAAAGUGGUUUGGAGCCCAACACUUCAGAAUAAAAGCAGAAGUUUGUUUUUGAAGUUCAGUAACAAUUAAAAAUCUUUACAAUAAAAACUAAAGGGAUAAAGAAACAAAACAGAAAAAAGGAAAUGGUAAUUGGAAGAUUGGAUAUGAGCAAACCGUCAUUUGAAAGGGUGAUAAUAUAAAAAAAAUAUAUAUAAUUGUAACCAAACUGAAAAAACGAAACAUUCAAAAUAAAUCCUCUCAUCUCGAAAGACACUGAAAAAA
Uranotaenia lowii is the source of this 2814-nucleotide messenger RNA. Its product is annotated as KH domain-containing, RNA-binding, signal transduction-associated protein 2-like. Gene Ontology annotation, molecular function: mRNA binding. Gene Ontology annotation, cellular component: nucleus. Lineage: Eukaryota; Metazoa; Arthropoda; Insecta; Diptera; Culicidae. The transcript is spliced from 4 exons. Bases 217 to 1383 code for a protein of 388 amino acids. The record is from RefSeq and is a predicted model, not a curated record. Gene Ontology annotation, biological process: regulation of alternative mRNA splicing, via spliceosome.